This is a messenger RNA of Hirsutella rhossiliensis, 1566 nucleotides long. RefSeq names its product pyridoxal-phosphate dependent enzyme domain-containing protein. Gene Ontology annotation, molecular function: cysteine synthase activity; cystathionine beta-synthase activity. The transcript has 2 exons. The record is from RefSeq and is a predicted model, not a curated record. The coding region runs from base 1 to 1566 and encodes 521 amino acids. Gene Ontology annotation, cellular component: cytoplasm. NCBI's taxonomy places the organism in Eukaryota, Fungi, Ascomycota, Sordariomycetes, Hypocreales, Ophiocordycipitaceae.
AUGGCGACCUCGGUACUGCCCCACGCCGGCCGCAAGCCCGCGACUGUCCUCUCCGCCACGGAGCUCAUCGGCAACACGCCCCUCGUCCGGCUCAACAAGGUGCCGCAGUCGCUGGGCGUCGAAUGCGAUGUCUACGUCAAGGCCGAGCUAUUCAACGCCGGUGGCAGCGUCAAGGACCGGAUAGCCCUCAGGAUGGUCGAGCAGGCCGAGAAGAGCGGCAGGAUAAAGCCGGGCGACACCCUGAUCGAGCCGACAAGUGGUAACACUGGCAUCGGUCUCGCCCUCGUGGGAGCCAUCAAAGGCUACAAGACCAUCAUCACCAUGCCGGAAAAGAUGUCGGCGGAGAAGGUCUCGGUCCUCCGCGCCCUCGGCGCCACCAUCAUCCGCACCCCCAACCAGGCCGCCUGGGACAGCCCCGAGUCUCACAUCGGAGUCGCUCGCCGCCUCGAAAAGGAGAUGCCCAACGCCCACAUCCUCGACCAGUACGGCAACAAGGACAACCCCCUCGCCCACGAGUACGGCACGGCCGAGGAGAUUUGGGAGCAGACCGGUGGCAAGGUGGAUGCCGUCGUCGCCGGCGCCGGCACCGGAGGCACCAUCACCGGCCUGGCCAGGGGCAUCAGGAAGCACAGCCAGGACGUCAAGAUUGUCGCCGCCGAUCCCCAAGGCAGCAUCCUCGCGCUUCCCGACUCCCUCAACCAGGAGCACGUCAACGAGUCUUACCAGGUCGAGGGCAUCGGAUACGACUUUGUCCCAGACGUCCUCGACCGUCAGCUGGUGAACAAGUGGUACAAGACGGAGGACCGGGAGUCGUUCCACCUCGCCAGGCGCCUCAUUUCCGAGGAGGGACUUCUCGUGGGUGGCAGCUCCGGCUCCGCCAUGGCUGCCGCGUUCAAGGCAAUCAAGGAUUUCGGGUUCAAGAAGGGCGAUGUCGUCGUCGUCAUCCUGCCCGACAGCAUCCGAAGCUAUCUGUCCAAGUUUGCCGACGACGACUGGCUGGCCGCCAACGGCCUACUGCCCGUCAACGGCGUCGAGGCCGUCGACAGCGCCGUGGCCCAGACAGCCGGCCACGAAAAGUCGGCCGACCCAUACCGAGGCGCUACGGUCGCGUCUCUCCGUCUGAAGCCCGUCACCUCGGUUGCGGCCGACGCCACCUGCUCCCAGGCCAUUGAGACGAUGCGCGACAAGGGCUUCGACCAGCUGCCCGUGCUCUCCUCGUCCAAACUGGUCGGUCUGGUGACGCUGGGCAACCUGCUCAGCUACAUUUCACGCGGCCGCGCCACGGGCCAGAGCCCCGUUAAGGACGUCAUGUUCGACUUCAGCCGCCUUGACGAGAUUGUCACCGACCUGCGCCAGGGCGCCACGGGCCAGUCGUCGACCGAGCGCAAGAGACGGUUUGUCGAAAUCACAAUGGACACGCCCCUGUCGGCCCUGAGCAGCUUCUUUGAGUGGAACAGCGCUGCCGUGGUGACGGAGAAGAACGGCAACUCCAAGACCUUGUCCAAGCCCAUUGCGGUGGUGACCAAGGUUGACCUGCUCACCUGGAUGGUUAACAGGCGGCAAUGA